AUGGAUGAGGGCUCUGAUAAAGCCCCUCGGCGGAAGAGGGUCUCAAGAGCAUGCGACCGCUGUCGCAGUAAAAAGGACAAAUGUGACGGAAUUCGUCCCACCUGUUCCGCCUGUCAGGCCUCGGGCCAAACCUGCUCCUAUGAUCCCCAUGCGAAGAAACGCGGUCUGCCGGAAGGUUAUGUGCGAGGUCUCGAGAAGCUAUGGGCGCUAUCCAUCUGCAAUAUCGACGGGUUCGAAGAGACCAUGUUGUCUAUGCUGGGAACAACGUUGGAAUCGGCCGGUCGUCGCGGCAAGGUGAUGUCGGUCUGGACGGACGACAAUAACUCGGAGAGUUUACACGAGACGUGGAAGACGAGUCGCCUAUUCAGUGCUCUCGAGAAGAUGCUGUCGAACUCCGAACCCGUUCCCACCACCACCGGAAAGCGGUCGCGCAACCCCAAUGAGGACUAUGGGGAUGGGCCGGAUAAUCAAUGGGGGUUUCGGGUUGGUCGAGAAAUGACUCCCUUGGGCGCCGAAGCACCGCGCGUGGUUGGACCGUCAGGUCUCUCUCCAACCGCGAAACGAGCCCGCCUCGCACAGGCCCCGGACAACCGUGGCUCCCAAUUAAGCAGUAGCCCCCAUACCCUCCAGCUGCCACCGCAGACCUCACAGCUCCUCGAUAUCUACUUCGCGACCACGCACUCGUGGUUUCCCAUCGUUGCGAAACACAACAUCCUUCGCGCGUCCUACCUCUACGCCAAUGCGCCCUUCUCAGUGGCCACAACGUCACCGGGGUCAGGAGACCAUGCUACGUUAUGGGCCAUUUUGAGCUACACCAUCACUCAAUCCCGAACCGAUCCGCGAGCCCGUCCAGUGGGGGCUUUGUCUCUCGCAAGAGAAUACUAUGCCGUGGCUCGGAACCUUAUUCCCUUGGAGAAAGAACGCUAUGAGCUUGGUCACAUCCAGGCCCUACUUUUACUAACAUUGGUGAAUAUGGGUCUAGAAGACUGGACGGCUUCGUGGUUGUUAAGUGGACAGGCAGUUCGAAUGGCCAUCGCUAUGGGCUUGGGAUCCAUGACAGAUACUCGUCGCUCGGAUGAACUGAGACAGGGCAAAGCCGUCUUCUUGGGUUGCUUUGUGAUCGACUCGUUGCUAUCGUUCCGCCUCUCUCGAUCGCCGGCAAUGUCCUCGAAUGACUUGGCCACCGUGGGUCUUUUGGAAGAGGACGGAUUGGAGGAAUGGAAUUCGUGGGUCGACGUACUCCCUCCCACCGGUGUUGCUCAUGGCAAGAACCCCCCUCGCAGAGGUCCGCUGCUGGCCUUGAGCUGCUUCAAUCGAUUAGUCGAAUUGGCGAGUGUUCUCAAUAAGACCUCGCGCAACCUGGCAAUGGGAUACAAGCCCGCCUCUUUCGCACAACAGUUGGUGGCAGAUCUCAAGCAGUGGGAAGAUGGGUUACCUCUUGGAUGUCGAUUGAUCGGACCAGAGAGUAUCUACCCGGACCGACACUCGGCUUUGCUGCCACACCAGACCUACCUAGGGUUGACCUACGUGGCAACGCUUCUUUGGCUCUAUUUGCGCCUGAUCCCCGGGGAGCAGGGGCUACAUCGAACUCAGCGAGCCGCAACAGAGGGGGCCAAGAAGCUGUUGUAUCGAGGACUAUCCAUGAUUUCGCAGCAUCUGGAAAACUUCCCCAUGUGUGGACUUCCGCCCAUUUUCGAAUUCGCCAUGCGCACGAUCUCCGAACAGGCCUUUUCGCUACGACAAACCGUGGAUUCUUCGGACAGCUUCCCCUUUGCCCAGUGGGCAGAGGAGUUCCAACAAAAGACGACUGCGUUAAUUCCGACAUGGCCAGUGUAUGGUUCAUUGGUUUCUUCAAUGGACCGUUGGCAACAGCCACAUGAAUAUACUGGACCGCAACCGGGAUUCCCGGCCGUUGUUCCCCCUGCAAUGCCCGGGACUGCUCCCCUCGCUCCCAUGCAGCCGGCCGGUGCACAGGGUAUGCUUCCACAUGACCAAGGGAGCUAUGCUUCGUCUAUCCUCGGUAUUAGCAUUCCGGUCGAUGGCCAGUCAUUGACACCCAAAGACACCGUCAUGGAGAACACCGAAAUGUCCAUGAUGGAUGUGCCCUUGCAACAGGCGCCACCGCCACCGCCGAUGGAUGCACGCUCGAUUCUUUCAGAUAAAGUGACCCCUCGCAGUGGACCCGAUGUGAUGUAUCCGCCCGGUAGCGCUCCCCCACAACCACAUACUCCGGACUCGGCCACCUCCAACCCGAUGAUGGGGAAGCCUCCCACAAGUGAUCGGCCCGGCCCGACCAGCGAUAUGGGAUUCAACCCUGCCGGGAACGGAGACCUUGACGCGAUUUUCAAAGACCUAGCCUACUUGGACACCACUGAAUGGUCUAAUAACCGUGAAGCCGGCCUCAAAGACUUUGGAUUUCUGGACGACAGCACCUUCCAGGCCUUCUGUCACGAUCCUGAUCGACUGGUAGGAUCACAACCUCUUGUGCAUCCACCAUCUAUCGCGGACAUCUGGCCACCUCCCGGGUUUUUCCCGGAAAUGUUCCAAGAAGUCCCAGAGAAGACCAUGAACGGCUGA
Messenger RNA from Penicillium longicatenatum, 2577 nucleotides. Its product is annotated as putative C6 transcription factor. Bases 1 to 2577 code for a protein of 858 amino acids. Gene Ontology annotation, molecular function: DNA binding; zinc ion binding; DNA-binding transcription factor activity, RNA polymerase II-specific. The record is from RefSeq and is a predicted model, not a curated record. The transcript is spliced from 2 exons. Lineage: Eukaryota; Fungi; Ascomycota; Eurotiomycetes; Eurotiales; Aspergillaceae. Gene Ontology annotation, biological process: positive regulation of transcription by RNA polymerase II; DNA-templated transcription.